Molecule: messenger RNA, 723 nt
Organism: Dissoconium aciculare CBS 342.82
Lineage: Eukaryota; Fungi; Ascomycota; Dothideomycetes; Mycosphaerellales; Dissoconiaceae
Exons: 2
Coding region: 176-526 (116 amino acids)
Source: RefSeq, a predicted model, not a curated record
GCACUAUAUACGAUCGUGAUCUUUUGCGCUCAAGCCUCUCAUCAAGACGUACCACGCCCGGAGCUCUCGCUCUCGUUUCGCCUUUGGGCGAUAUCGUAUCAUUGCAAGCCGUCGCCUUGUCCCAGCUUUCGCCCGCAGCGGGAUCGCGCACCCCUACUCCACACCCACACGCAGGAUGGGCAGACUUUCUGUUCUUCCGGCGUCGUUCGAGGCCAUCGAGACCUGGGUUGCGCGCGCAUUCCUUCUAUUUGCGAUCUUGACCUUGGGGCCGUGGUUGCUCGUCUUCGCUUACGACUUCCUGCUCUACUUCAUUCGAUAUGCUCUCUGGGAGCUGCCUGUGAUCGGCGGCAAAGCUCGUGGCCACCGCAAACCGGAGCCGGCCAAGCUCGUUGAACACGCGACCGGGCACAAGAAGGUACCCAGCUUUGCAAGAUCUGCUGGCGACGAUGCAUCCGCCACGAAAACAGGGGCACAGGUUGGUGCCGCGCAGGACUCAAGGGCCAGAAACUCAACGACUACCACAUGACUGUGCAUCAGGCCUCAAAUUCCGUUUCAUGGAUGGAGGAGUUGGGUUCUGUGGCCACACAUCGGCCUUGCAAUAAUCUUGUUGAAGCCUGUAUCGUAAAGCCACGUUGAUUCCUUUCAAUCUUUCGUGAAAGGAAGUGCAUGACGUUGAAUUCUCCGCCGCCUCAAUUUACAUAUUUCAUAUUCCAAUGCUUGAAC